AUGAUGUUCUCAAAAGUCGAAGGAACUUUCACAAACUCAUUGCAGCUACAAAAUCUAAUUGUACCUCAGUUGCAAACAGAAAAUUCCAAUUCAUUGAACACUCAGAUCAAACAGGAGAAUUCUGCAGAUGCCUUUAACAAAGAAGAAAGUGAAAUUAUAAGCACAGAUGCAAUGGAUAAUAUUAAAAAUGAAAAUGAAACUAUAGACAGUGAUGCAAAGAAAAUUGAAAAUGAGGAGGAGGUGAUUAUUCUGGAAAGCAAUAAAGAAGAAGUGAAACAUAAUGUUGUUAAAGUAGAAGACAUUCACAAUACAGAGAAGUUGGAUGAACCAAUUUCUGUAUCGAGGAAUGGUCCUAGAAUUAAUAAGAACACCAAUAUGAAAGAAGCAUCUGCAAUCAGAAGUGCAAAUAAUUUAAAAAGAAAACGGAAUUUGAUUGCUCAAGAAAUUGACUCGUCCUCCGAGGAAAGCAGCGUGAGGAGUAAACGAAAGAAAAAAAGUACAAACGAUAGGUUCUGUUGGCGUUGUCACAAAGAAUCCGUAGAAGCCCACUGUAGUGCUUGUCCUCGAUCAUGGCAUCGUAAAUGCAUAGGGAUACAAUCGACGCCUAUCCAGAACUGGAUAUGCGGAGAAUGCGCAGCUAUUCUGCGAGCAGAAAAUGCGGAAACACGUUCCACGUCGAUGGCACAAUUGUCGGUCGAUCAGUUAUGUUUAUUAUUGAAACACGUGGUUGAAAGAAUGAAAGAGUACCCUGGUUCGGAACCAUUCUGGAAACCGGUCGAACUUUCGGAAGCUCCAAAUUAUUUGGAUUACGUGGUGAAACCAAUGGAUUUAAGCCUUUUGGAAUCAAACGUGCGUGCCAAGUUGUACGGCAGUACGGACGCAUACAUGGCCGAUGCUAAAUGGAUACAACAUAAUUGUAUUGUGUUUAAUACAUGCGGUGGCGUUUACACCGAUACAUCGAAAUUAACGAACGCGGCGAAACAGAUGAUUAAGUUGGCACGUCAGGAAGUGUCUGAAAUUGAAGCUUGCCCCGAUUGUUAUGCCCACGGAAGAAACUUGCCAAGACCACAGCCGUCAUGGUUUAUCGAACCUUGUCGUCGCCCGCAUCCACUAGUAUGGGCUAAAUUAAAAGGAUUCCCGUUUUGGCCUGCAAAAGCUAUGCCACGGAUAAAUUCUCAAGGUUUCGUAGACGUACGUUUCUUCGGAGAACACGAUCGUGCUUGGGUUCCGCCACGAGAUUUGUACUUAUAUUCCGAGGAUCCGCCUGUCCCAUUACCGCGCAAAAGGAAAUUGGACAUGGAGGAGUGUGUACGAGAAAUCACUCGACAUUGCCGAAAACUUGAACUCGUAUUUGGUCAGUUUAAAUUUGCACCCCCUAAAGUGCAAUAUAAUCCACAUGAUCCAAUGCAAAUUAAAUUAAUGUUACCAAAUUACGACCCCCUACACUCCAACAUUUAUACAUCAUCACAGUUUUUGACACCUAAAAAGAAACCGAUUUUGAAGAAACGACCACUUGGAAAAAUAAAGUCGCAAAGUGAUUCCGAGAAGACUGACAACUCUGAUACCGAGAAUAAGAUAUCGACAGAUUUAGACACGAGUACCGAAGAGAAAAACCUCGAGGACAAGUUACCUGAAGUACAGGAACUCAAUCAGUCGAGCGAAGUUGAACUGAUCUCAAAUACAAGCAAUGGUUCCAACAUUCUCAUGGAUUCAAGCGAGUCAGUGUUAAAAGAGGAGAAUACGGAAACUGACAAGGAUACUUUAUCCAGUUCAAAAGUGAAGAACGAAGAAAAUUCACAACCGAGUACAAGUAAAGUUGUACAAAACACAAACGAUAGAAUCGAAAUCAGCUCACCGAGAAACGAUUCGAGGGAAUCGAACGUUUUGAUGCUGGAACGUAACAAUAAUUCUCAAAAACUGCUGAACGAUAAUAAAAAAUCAAUGGAAAACUUGCCGAAGCAAGGUGUUACGGGUUUGGGUAAACAUCUGAUGGAUGACGUUCAAGUGUUGAAAAAGGAAUCCUCUCUCCUAAAAGUUAACGUUAAUAAAGGGGAAGCGAAUCAAGGUCCGUCAAACUCUUUGCAUAAAAAUAAUUUGAAAGCUUUAAAAAGUGUAACAGCAAAAGUGUAUAAGCCAAAAACUAGAAUGGUCGAUAAAGUGAAUGCUGAGAAAGCUUUGAAAUCUUCUACGAGCGAGCAUAAUCAGAUUUUAGUUAAACACAUCGAUGCAACAUCAUCGAAAGAUUCUUUGAAACAAUCUAGCAAUAAUGAUGCAACAUCAGUUACCAACAAGGCUCGAAUUGACGUCAGUGAGACAGGUGAAAUAUCUAAACAGGGUCCUACUGACCAAUCUGUUGCAUUGCUCCUUGUUAUGAACAAUGGUACGCUCGAUUCCACCACUAAAAAGUCCCUUAGUAAUUUAUCUACGACUGAGAAAGAGAAAACCGACGAUGUCGUGACGAAUCACGGGAGUCAAAGAGAUACUGCACAAACCUCACAUCAGAAGAAAGAGAGCAAAGCCAGGAAAUCGUUUCCUAAUAAGAAUCGCGCUUGUCCACAGCUUAUUCCACAUUCAACGACGAGUUUAUUGUCAAAUUCAAUGGAUUCCAUGGUUUAUAUUCCUGUUCAUCAGACGGAAAAUGGUGCAGAGUAUCAAAUGCUCCCUCCGGAAGCUGGACCCGUUAGUGCUCGUCUCUAUAACAGUGCACAAGAUUUGGCCAGGAAAAUGGCACAGUUAAUGGAGGAGGCAUAUAAAGAAGCAGCUCGAGAGAAUCAGAAUUGCGAGAGUGCUUCGUCCGAGAACCAUCAGGCAACAGUUCAUUUCCUACGAUUACAAAUAGAACGUAUGAGAUGGCAGCAUCAACAACAACUAGCCGAAUUGAAACACAACACUGAUCGCAUCUUAAGGGAAAUGAAGGCAAGUUUAGAAGCCGAAAGGUUACGGGCUAUCGAAGAAACUCGCAGAGAAGCCGAAGAAGAGAAACUACGAUGCAUCGAAGAAAUUAAACGCAAACAGUGGUGCGCUACAUGUGGUCGAGAAGCAUUGUUUUAUUGUUGCUGGAAUACGGCGUAUUGUGAUUAUCCCUGUCAACAGGCCCAUUGGCCGAUGCAUAUGAGAACAUGCGCUCAAAAACCUUCGUUUACUACUAUUGUUACCAGUUCUGCUGCAAAUUCGAAUCAGCAGCAAGUAAUGCCACGGCUUAUGAUAAAUACUCAACAUGUACCGCCGAACAUAUGGAAGGCCUAGAGCGUAUACGUGUAAGUCUCUUUGGAAACGUGGCCACAUCUUUCAUCCAUGAACUUUUUUUCUUAAUAUCCUAAUAUCUAACUUUUAUUCCAUUGCCCUUACGUCUUAUGUUUACAUGUAAGUGUUGUCAUUAUAACGUUCCGCAAAGUAGUACUUUAUACAACAGUUUUUGUAAUGUAAAAACACAAUCGACAAAAAAAAAAUAAAGAAUAUUUAUUCACAGAGUCUGUAUAUCGAUUACAGUGUCAAUAUGCAAUAGUGAAUAGUCCUGCUGGCAGGCUACGUGUCGUAUUGUAUAGCAAACUGAAUAAGAUAAAUAUCAGAAUCCGUUCUUAUCCUACACCAAACUCGAAAAGAAUUAGAAGUUACCUUAGACAAAUUAUUAUAUAUACUUUUUUUUUCUCAUCCGUUCUACUGAAAGGAUCGUUAAAACGAACAA
Molecule: messenger RNA, 3685 nt
Organism: Dufourea novaeangliae
Lineage: Eukaryota; Metazoa; Arthropoda; Insecta; Hymenoptera; Halictidae
Gene: Zmynd8
Product: protein kinase C-binding protein 1
Exons: 5
Coding region: 1-3246 (1081 amino acids)
Biological process (GO): regulation of DNA-templated transcription
Molecular function (GO): protein binding
Source: RefSeq, a predicted model, not a curated record